Messenger RNA from Salvia miltiorrhiza (redroot sage), 481 nucleotides. Its product is annotated as chaperonin CPN60-1, mitochondrial-like. Gene Ontology annotation, molecular function: ATP-dependent protein folding chaperone. The transcript has 5 exons. The record is from RefSeq and is a predicted model, not a curated record. Bases 209 to 481 code for a protein of 90 amino acids. Gene Ontology annotation, biological process: protein refolding. Gene Ontology annotation, cellular component: cytosol; mitochondrion. NCBI's taxonomy places the organism in Eukaryota, Viridiplantae, Streptophyta, Magnoliopsida, Lamiales, Lamiaceae.
CUCUACAUUGUCUCAGAGGCGAAAACCUUUGUUGAUCGUUGCGGAAGAUGUGGAGAGUGAAGCCUUGGCUACUCUAAUUAUCAACAAGCUUCGAGCUGGAUUAAAGGUUUGUGCUAUUAAAGCUCCUGGAUUUGGAGAUAACAGAAAGGCCUAUCUAAAGGACUUAGCAGCACUGACGAGAGGCAAGGUCAUCACCAAUGACCUUGGAAUGAACCUUGAGAAUUUCACAGAAGACAUGCUUGGCUCAUGCAAAAAGGUUACAGUAUCAAAAGAUGACACUGUUAUUCUUGAUGGAGCUGGUGACAAGGAUGCUAUUGAGGAAAGAUGUAACCAGUUACGGUCAGGAAUUGAGUUAAGCACCUCUGAUUAUGACAAGGAGAAGCUCCAGGAGAGACUCGCUAAGCUUUCUGGCGGUGUUGCUGUCUUGAAGGUAAGACUUACAAUCUGCAAUAUCCAGGGGCACUCUGAGAACUAUAAUUGA